CUAGGGCUUUGGCCUGUUGGGUUUCUAGGACUCUGGUCCUCUGGGAACUUGGGCCGUUGGGUCCUCCGGGACUUUAGGUCGUUAGGGUUUUGGGUCGUUAGGUAUCUGGGCCUAAGUGGGCCCUUGGGUUUCUGGGUUUCUGGGUCUCUGGGCCCUUGGGUCUCUGGGUCUCUGGGUCUUUGGGUCUUUGGGUCGUCAAAGCAUUGGAUAUUGCAGUUCAACAUUAGACGGAAAAUCAAAUUUAAAUAUGUAUCAUGAUCAUAGGGUCUAUGGGUCUAUGGGUCUUUAGGUCUCCGGGUCUUUGGGUCUUUGGGUCUUUGGGUCUCUGGGUCUC
This is a messenger RNA of Porites lobata, 334 nucleotides long. NCBI's taxonomy places the organism in Eukaryota, Metazoa, Cnidaria, Anthozoa, Scleractinia, Poritidae. The record is from the annotation of a GenBank genome assembly.